Messenger RNA from Belonocnema kinseyi, 2685 nucleotides. It is a transcript of the gene fdl, whose product is annotated as probable beta-hexosaminidase fdl. Gene Ontology annotation, biological process: carbohydrate metabolic process; glycosaminoglycan metabolic process; ganglioside catabolic process. NCBI's taxonomy places the organism in Eukaryota, Metazoa, Arthropoda, Insecta, Hymenoptera, Cynipidae. Gene Ontology annotation, molecular function: beta-N-acetylhexosaminidase activity. The coding region runs from base 400 to 2385 and encodes 661 amino acids. The transcript is spliced from 8 exons. Gene Ontology annotation, cellular component: membrane. The record is from RefSeq and is a predicted model, not a curated record.
GAGAGUGGAGUAGAGUAGAGUAGAGUAGAGCAACCACCACUGUCAAAGUGAAAAGAGAUUGAAAGAGAUGCGAGGUGGUAAAAGUUGUAGAGUUCGAAUUGAAGCGAGCGUGCGCGUGUUAAUCUGUCCCGUUUGUGUUUUUUAACAUGGCAGAUGGGUCCCGUUACAAGCGGGGCUCUGUCAGUGCUUUAUUCGUUUGAGAAAUCCUUAUUACGGAUCCAAAUUGUGUGUGCAGUGUUCUUCUCACUACCUGUUUCCCGCUGAGAUCCUUCCCAACCAUAAAGGACGAGGGACCGCGCCUGAAAAGGAUCCAGAACUGCACAGCGUAAGGUCUUACAGGAGUAAAAGAUUUUGGAUGAGGCAACUCGCAGAAUUGUCAGAAUUGACUGGUUCGCGAGAAUGGUGGGUGGGGUGCCCAGCGGGUGGAUGAGGCGAAUCCUCCUCUUUCUCGUGUUGAUUACUGGGGUUCUUCUGAUCGCGAUGUUUGCCCAUGCACCACCUCUUGCCUCUCUACAACCAUUCACAGCUCGAAGCUUGAACGAGUUUCCACGUCAUUUUGUUUCUGGUGUGGUUGGCAAGAAAGACACUACCAGACCGGAAGAACAACUAUUUGAAUAUUCAGAAAGUCUUAGGACAUUCCAGAGUCCUUGGUCUUGGGUUUGCAAUGAGAAUCGUUGUGAGAGAAGAGCUGUCAGAUCCUCGAGGACCUCCUUUGCAACUUGUGCUGCCACUUGUGGUGGAAAUACUCGCCUAAUUUGGCCGAGACCAACAGGAAACACCGUUCUUAGCGGGGAUCAUGUAACGUUUCAUUUUCAGCAGAUUGAACUGAUUACACUUGAUACCACUGAUCAAGAAAUCAGGAAUUUGCUAGAACAGGCCAAGGAAGUAUUUUUAGGUAACAUCAGAAGCUUGAUAAAAGUACCAAACGCAAAAUCGAGAUCUAGCAUUGAUAAUUUUGCUAUAUACGUAAGUGCCGGAGCUGCCGAGGGUGUAAAAUUAAGUUUGGACACGGACGAGUCUUACAAACUAGAGAUUUCUCUAAAAGGCAAACUCGUGGAAGCAAGGAUUACAGCCAAAAGUUACUAUGGAGUUCGCCACGGUUUAGAAACUUUAAGUCAAAUGAUAUGGUGGGAUGAGCUUGCAGGGAGGCAAGGCAUGCUGCGGGUUUUAACCCAUGCAAGCAUAGAAGACAAACCGGCAUUUGCCUAUCGAGGAUUGCUUGUUGAUACAGGGAGGCAGUUUUUUUCAGUAGAGCAGCUGAAGAAAGUCAUCGACGGGAUGGCAGCCUCCAAACUCAACACCUUCCAUUGGCAUCUCACAGACUCUCAGAGUUUUCCUUUUGACUCUGCUACCUUUCCGGAAAUGGCUAGAUGGGGUGCUUAUAGUGGAGACGAAGUUUAUACUCCUGAGGACGUUCGAGAUCUCGUGCAUUAUGCAAGGAUCAGAGGGAUCAGGACUCUCAUCGAGAUUGAUUCUCCUGCUCAUGCUGGUGCUGGUUGGCAAUGGGGUUCCGAACGUGGAUACGGAGAAUUGGCCCUCUGUGUGGACCAGAUGCCUUGGUCAGCCUAUUGUGGCGAACCAAACUGCGGUCAAUUGAAUCCCAUCAACGAACACUCUUACAGAAUUCUGGAAGGACUUUACAAGGAACUUUUGGACAUCACUGAGGUUCGUGACAUCAUCCAUCUUGGAGGAGACGAAGUGAAUUUAGACUGUUGGGCUCAAUAUUCGAACAUCACGAUAGCAAUGCAAGCCCAAAACUUGACUGACUUCCAUUCACUGUGGGCAGAUUUUGAAUCGAAACUGCUUCAGAGGAUAAUCAGGGUGAACCAUGAAGUGGUUCCAAAGUCUGUGAUUUUGUGGAGCUCGCCUCUCACCAAAAAGCCCUAUAUUACUAUGUACCUUGAUCCAAAAGUUCACGUGAUUCAAUCAUGGGGUGCAAGCACUUGGCCAGAAACUCCGGAUCUAUUAGAGGAUGGCUUUAGAGUCAUUCUCUCACAUGUUGAUAGUUGGUACUUGGAUUGUGGAUUUGGAAGGUGGAGGGAAACAGGAGAAGCCGCUUGUGGGGACUAUCGCACUUGGCAAACUGUAUACAGUCAUAGGCCUUGGCGAGAUUAUUUACAGCAAAAAUGGAAUCUCAUUUUGGGAGGAGAAGCUGCGAUCUGGAGUGAACAAAUGGGACAAGCGUCAUUGGGACCUCGACUAUGGCCUAGGGCUUCUGCCCUUGCUGAAAGAUUAUGGAGUGACUUGCCCACGAAUGGCUACUCGGUAGAAGAAAAUGUCUACACCAGAUUAUCCGCACACAUGGAAAUCCUCAGGGCUAGGGGGCUUAAAACAGAAGCAAUGUGGCCACAUUGGUGCUCUCAGAAUCCAGGAAAAUGCCUUUGACUAAGGUAGAAGUCAGCAGAUAGGCGCAAUGCCAUUUCAGGAUACCAGAGUGACUCUUGCAAACAAAGCUGUGAAAUGAUAUUAAUAAUAACGAUAAUAACACCAUUCAUUUGGUCUCUUACGAAUCACAUCUUUACAUAAUUGUGGCAAUAGACUGAGAUUCGCUUUUCGAUACAUUUGCAUUGUUGCAACCCACUGACCAUCGGUUUUAAGAAACCUUUUAGAAACCUUUCCUGAACACAAUAGAUUUAAACAACUCUGCUACUCGUGAGACUUGAAAAAAUUACAAAUAAUUUCUUU